AUGGCAUCUUCUGGUAUUCAGGUGAAAGAACGGGAGAAGCAUGCUUCAGGCCAGGCCUUUGAGCUGAUUCUCAGGCCUUGGUCAAAAGAAUCUGUCCCCAAUUUUCCCCUCCCCACCCCAAAGAAGAAGCAUCUUUCCCUAGAGGAAAUUCAGAAGAAAUUAGAAGCUGCAGAAGAAAGUCGCAAGUCUCAUGAAGCACAAGUCUUGAAGCAGCUUGCUGAGAAGAGGGAGGGUGAAAAAGAAGUGUUCCAGAAAGCUACCAAGGAGAACAACUUCAGCGAAAUAGCAGAGGAGAAACUGACUGACAGGAUGGAGGCUAACAAAGAGAACUGGGAGGCGCAAAUGGCUGCCAAGCUGGAGUCUCUGUGA
Acomys russatus (golden spiny mouse) is the source of this 369-nucleotide messenger RNA. Its product is annotated as stathmin-like. Gene Ontology annotation, biological process: microtubule depolymerization; neuron projection development; regulation of microtubule polymerization or depolymerization. Gene Ontology annotation, cellular component: cytoplasm; neuron projection. NCBI's taxonomy places the organism in Eukaryota, Metazoa, Chordata, Mammalia, Rodentia, Muridae. The transcript has a single exon. The record is from RefSeq and is a predicted model, not a curated record. The coding region runs from base 1 to 369 and encodes 122 amino acids. Gene Ontology annotation, molecular function: tubulin binding.